AUGGCGACAGAAAGACAGUAUUCUGCCGAGCUGGAAGCAAAGGUGAGCCCGCAGCUCCCCAGCCGCUUCUAUUUCGCAUUCUUCUCCAUGUCAGCACUGGCACUGGCGGCAGCACUAUCGACAACAUCGCUGUCUAUUGCCCUUCAGGCUAAAGGAGUUCAGACCAUCGCCCAGGACUUUCACUUGUCCAGCCCCAAAACUUUCUGGCUGGGGACGUCAACUGCUCUAACUUCCACUAUCAUCCAACCGUGUUGUGCAACCCUGGCAGACGUCUUUGGUCGCAAGGUGGUGUUGACAGGCAGUGCCCUGCUCCUCACCGUCGGGUCACUCAUGGGGGCCGUCGCCCCAAAUUACAGCACGAUCCUCGCAGGCCGUACAUUGCAGGGCUUUGGAUCCGGGGGAAUCUCUGCCCUUACAGACAUAAUUGUAACAGACAUUGUUCCGCUCCGUGUCCGCGGCAAAUGGUUCGCCUUUAUUAGUGUACCGUGGGCCAUCGGCACCACCAUAGGGCCAGUCCUGUCCGGUAUCCUGACUACCGAGGGAUCCUGGCACUGCCUGUCAAACCUCCAACAGGUGGACUUUACUGGCUUCCUGCUUUUAGCAUUUUCCUUGGUUGCGAUUCUGGUACCGAUCAUGCAAGCAUCUGUCGUAUAUUCUUGGCAAGAUCCCCACACUCUCGUACCACUACUAGUGGGUGUCUUGGGCCUAUGCGUUUUCCUUGUUUAUGAACUGAGGUGGGCCCGCAAUCCUCUUAUACCGCUUACACAGUUCCGAAAUCGAUCGUGUAUCCUCACUUUCUUUUGCACUAUGCUCCACGGAAUGGUUCUCUGGUGUAUAAUGUACUAUUUGCCCGUCUACUACGAAACCAUCAAAGGCUUCAGCAGUCUCGACAGCGGGCUGGCGGUGUUACCUGAAACGCUGACCUUGGUCCCUGCAUCCAUUCUGAUUGGCUAUCUGGUAAGCUGGACUGGCAAGUACCGAUGGGCAAUAUGGAUGGGGUGGACGGUCUCGACCAUUGGCUCGGCAAUUUUGUACCUGCUCACACCAUCAACCCCGAACGGUAUGUGGAUCAUCCUGAAUCUUCCACUUGGAGUAGGCAUGGGCCUUCUAUUUGGAGCCAUGGGAUUUGCGGUCCAGGCAGCUGUAGACGCUGAGAGAGUUCCGUUGGCCGUGACCCUCUACUCCUUUUGGCGUGCAUUUGGUGCAGCACUCGGAAUCUCGAUAGGCAGUGCGAUUUUUUCCAGUGGACUUGAGGGCCAGAACGUCAAAUCUCGUAGCUGGGUACCUGAUGAAUCUGCCAUUGUCAAUAUUCCAUUUUGCAAAAGGGACCGAGGAAAACAAUCGUCCAUAAGGGAGGUUUCAGCACUCACCAAUUCAGAGAUGGGUGCUUUGCGACAUGUUUGGAUUUUCUGUGCAGUAGCUUGUGCUGUCGCACUCAUAGGGAGCCUUGGAAUCGAAUCUUUCUCGCUUGACCAACCCUUGGUCAAGACUAGAAAGCAGGACCUAAGGUGUGAUGAUGAUCGUGCAGCAGUUGUAUAG
Penicillium canariense is the source of this 1539-nucleotide messenger RNA. RefSeq lists its product as uncharacterized. Gene Ontology annotation, molecular function: transmembrane transporter activity. The record is from RefSeq and is a predicted model, not a curated record. Lineage: Eukaryota; Fungi; Ascomycota; Eurotiomycetes; Eurotiales; Aspergillaceae. Bases 1 to 1539 code for a protein of 512 amino acids. Gene Ontology annotation, biological process: transmembrane transport. The transcript is spliced from 5 exons.